Arabidopsis arenosa is the source of this 1027-nucleotide messenger RNA. NCBI's taxonomy places the organism in Eukaryota, Viridiplantae, Streptophyta, Magnoliopsida, Brassicales, Brassicaceae. The record is from the annotation of a GenBank genome assembly.
ACUGCUUAAAUACAUUUUAGAUGAAAUUUUAGUAGUCUCUAUGCAGUCAGAAUAUUGAAGGUUAGGACUACAUUUUCUCUAUACAGAAUUGAGAUGGCUCUACAAGAGCAGCUAAAUAAGUUCAAUAAACAGCAAGAGAAAUGUCAAUCUACGCUUUCGAGCAUUGCUUCUUCAAGAACGGGGCCUUCUAGGUCAUCCGUGCCUGCAGCAACAACCAGUCAGAAGCCUAAUGUAGUUCGUGGAAAGUUUUCAGAAAAUACAAAGCAGCUUCAGCACAUUAACAACAUAAGAAACAGUGCUGUUGGAGCUCAAAUGAAGCUUGUCAUUGAUCUUUUGCUUAAGACAAGGCAAGCCUAUACGGCAGAGCAAAUAAAUGAAGCUUGUUACGUUGAUAUGACUGCCAAUAAGGCUGUUUUUAAUAGUUUGAGGAAGAAUCCGAAAGUGCAUUAUGAAGGAAGAAGGUUCUCUUACAAGGCUACGCACGAUAUCAAGGACAAGAAGCAGCUUCUUUCGUUUGUGAAUAAAUCCUCUAAUGUGAUUGAUGUGGUUGAUCUCAAAGAUGCUUACCCUAAUGUCAUGGAAGAUUUGCAAGCUUUGAAAGCUUCGGGAGACAUCUUCUGGUUGCCAUCAAACACUGAUUCAAAAGAGGGUAUUGUGUAUCCAAAUGAUUUGAAGUAUCCGAAGAUUGAUGACGAGCUUAAAGCUCUAUUCCGCGACAUAGACAUCCCGAGCGACAUGCUUGACGUGGAGAAGGAGUUGCUGAAGAUUGGUUUGAAGCCGGCCACAAACAUUGCAGAGAGGAGAGCUGCUGAACAGCUCCAUGGCGUAUCAAAUAAACCGAAGGAUAAGAAGAAGAAGAAACAAGAGAUCAGCAAGAGAACCAAACUCACCAAUUCCCAUAUUCCUGAGCUCUUCCAGAGCCUAAACGCCAGCAGUUCUGGGAACUAAACCUCUUUGAAUUUCUUUGUCUCUAAACCUAUAUUUUUCCUACUCGAAGUCUCUGUACUAAUAUAAAAGCACGCUGCAA